Messenger RNA from Saprolegnia diclina VS20, 408 nucleotides. RefSeq lists its product as hypothetical. The transcript is spliced from 5 exons. Gene Ontology annotation, biological process: non-motile cilium assembly; protein localization to ciliary transition zone. The record is from RefSeq and is a predicted model, not a curated record. NCBI's taxonomy places the organism in Eukaryota, Oomycota, Saprolegniomycetes, Saprolegniales, Saprolegniaceae. The coding region runs from base 1 to 408 and encodes 135 amino acids. Gene Ontology annotation, cellular component: MKS complex.
AUGAACGACGUCUUGGUCCCUGCGCGCUUUGUCCUUACGAUGGGCCACCUCAUGCUCACGGGCAUGGCAUGGCGAAGUCGGGCGCGCAACGUCUUUGCCGCGUUGCCGCCGCUGGCCAACGUGACAACGUCCCACUUGGCGUCGCUGGCCACAGCCUCGGUCGAGACGGCGUGGGUCUUUGCAUUGCUGGGGUUUGCCGUGAGCCUCGGCGGCCUCGUGCAAGGCGCGUCGGGCUGCAGCUCCAUCGCCAAUGCGACGCAGAUCGUCGCGCAGUUUGUCGGGAGUCUCAUGCUGUCGCGAUUCCUCCGUGACGAGCUCCACUACGUCUACCUCUGGUACAUGGUUGCUGUCGUGCACGUGCCGGGCCUCGUGCUCGAGGUCGGCUGCUCAUACUGGCGCAAGCGGUAG